AUGAAUGAAAAAAAAUUAGAUGUUUUUUUGCCUACUUUUGAUUUAAGUAGUUAUAUUAGUAAUUAUAAAGGUUAUACACGUAUUGAACGUUUAAUAUUCAUUUCUGAGCAUUGUUCAUCUCUUAGCAUUGAAGCACUUGAAUUUGCUAUUAAUUUAUCUCAAUCAGAUACUCUAGAUACUGUUUUGUAUGAAAAACUUGCUAUAUUAUUACAAAAAAAAUGUCCUGAUAAAAAUAUAACUUUAAAUGUAGAUUGGAUUCUUGAGACAAAAAACAAAGCUAAAAGUAUACUCCAGAAACUGGAGUUUGCAUUACAAAGUUAUAAAAAUAGCUUUAUAAAAGAAAGUAUAAGGAUGGGAUAUAACAGUCUUGGGGAUCAUUAUUAUACAUGUAGAGAUCUAGAUAACAGUUUAAAAUUUUAUUCUAAAGCAUCAGAAUUUUGUACAACACCAAAGCACGUUAUGAAUACGUUAUUAAAUAUUAUAAAAGUGUCUUUAGAACAAAAGAAAUUUUUAAGUAUACAAUCCCAGCUUUCAAGAAUGCAAAAUACGUCUCUUAAAAAUGAAAUUAAUUCUAAAAUUCAAGUGAUCUCAGGUUUAGUUCAUUUUAAUUUAGGGAAUUAUAGAGAAGCUGCUUUAACAUUUUGUAUGAUUAAAAAUGAAAAGAACAUAGAAUUUAAUGACAUUAUAUCUAUUAACGAUGUAGUUAUUUAUGCUAUAAUUUGUGCUCUUCCAUCUUUUUCUCGUCAUGAACUCAAACAAUAUAUUAUUGAUAAUACUGAAUUUAGGAAAUUACUAGAACUAGAGCCUCAGAUUUUGGAAGUGGCUCUUACGUUCUAUUCAUCUAAUUAUUCAAAAUGUUUUGAUAUUUUAAAUAGAUUGAAAAAUGAUUUUAUACUUGAUAUAUAUUUGAGCAAAAAUGUCGACAACAUAUUUUUAUAUAUAAGACAAAAAGCAUAUAUCUUAUAUCUUAAACCUUUUAGUUCAGUCGAUCUUAGAAAAAUGGCAAAUGUUUUUUUAUUUUUAUUAGAAAAUAUAGAGAAAGAACUUAUACAAUUAAUAAUGGAGUCAAAAAUAUGUGCUAAAAUAGAUAAUGUAAAAAAGUUUCUUAUAAUUAUAGAAUCAGAUCAACAUGACACAAUAUAUAAAAGAAUACAUAAAAUCAGUAGUGAAUAUAAAAAGUGCGUAAAAUUGUCAUUGGUACAUAUGAAUUUAGUAAAAGAAGGCUUAGAGGUAAAGCCUAUUUCUAACUCAAUUAAUAUUUAA
Pneumocystis jirovecii RU7 is the source of this 1263-nucleotide messenger RNA. RefSeq lists its product as uncharacterized. Lineage: Eukaryota; Fungi; Ascomycota; Pneumocystomycetes; Pneumocystales; Pneumocystaceae. Gene Ontology annotation, molecular function: protein binding. The coding region runs from base 1 to 1263 and encodes 420 amino acids. Gene Ontology annotation, cellular component: COP9 signalosome. The record is from RefSeq and is a predicted model, not a curated record. The transcript has 5 exons.